AUGAAUUCUCAAAGCAAAAGAUCUCAUCGUACUUCUCCCUAUAAGGUCAAAAACGCCCCCAAGAAGAAAUAUAUGACACAUGAACAGCUUAACAUCCUGGAACCUUACUAUGCCAAAAAUAAUCGCCCUACGCAGGAUGAUAUCAAAUCACUAGCUGAGGAGAUCAAUGUUCCAGCCGUGAAAGUUUACAAUUGGUUCAAUAAUCGGCGCGCCAAAGAGGCCAGACUACAACGGAACUCAUCGCAAUGCCUCUGGAACAUGAACGUCGAUGGUACCGCUGAUACGACCGAUUCGGAUCACGACGAUCACGAGCACGAGUCGAGUGAUAUCCAAGGUACCCUAGACCAAGGGGGUCUCAACAAAGAAACCGAUUACCAAGAAGCCUACGCCUAUGUAGCGACGAUGGCAGAAAUGUCACCUGAGGAACUCGAUACGCAGUUCAUCGAGCAAGAAGCUGCCCGCGCCUGUGUCUUGGCCAUGGCCAAGAUGACACCAAAGGAAAUCGAUGCAGCAUUCAUUCUGAGCAACCUCCAGCGACGAAUCAUUGUUCAUCCUCCCAAAAAAUGA
Molecule: messenger RNA, 567 nt
Organism: Suillus fuscotomentosus
Lineage: Eukaryota; Fungi; Basidiomycota; Agaricomycetes; Boletales; Suillaceae
Exons: 2
Coding region: 1-567 (188 amino acids)
Biological process (GO): regulation of DNA-templated transcription
Molecular function (GO): DNA binding; DNA-binding transcription factor activity, RNA polymerase II-specific
Source: RefSeq, a predicted model, not a curated record